This is a messenger RNA of Pochonia chlamydosporia 170, 2112 nucleotides long. RefSeq lists its product as hypothetical. Bases 1 to 2112 code for a protein of 703 amino acids. The transcript is spliced from 2 exons. The record is from RefSeq and is a predicted model, not a curated record. Lineage: Eukaryota; Fungi; Ascomycota; Sordariomycetes; Hypocreales; Clavicipitaceae.
AUGGGAUAUUCGGCGUCUUCUACGGCAAACUACGGACUACCAUCACGCCCUCCAAAGACUGGGAACAGUGGUAAUCGAGCAAGCAGCAUUCCGGCUGCCUUGUCUGGUGAUGUCAGAGUUCAACACCAACCGUUCGCGCAGCCUGCUACAUUCAAUGGAGGUUUUCAAGCGCCGGCGUCUCAUCAAAUGCAGUCAGGCCCUCCGAGUCGUAACGUAUCUCCUUCUGAUUCGACCUCCGUGGCUAAAGCGACAGGAUUUACCGACGGUUCUAAGACUGACGUUCCUACGAGUUCUCUUCUUACACCUAGAGAUGGCAAUAGCACUCGUGGUAAUUUCAAAAACAAAUCGUGGAGGGCACAGCCUCACCGUAUGGAACAGGAUUGGUAUCAGCCGCAAGCACACAAGGAAUCGUUCUAUCACCGAAGCCAUCAGGAGACCGCCGGCACUUUACAAGAAUCUCGUCGAUUCGGUGGUCCGGAGCAAUAUCAAAGCGGUCCGAACUGCCCAAAUCGACAGGCGACUGAUAAAGACUAUCAUGAAUGUAGCUGCAAUGGUUGUGAGAUGCGAAAUAGAUCCGUUUGGAUGAGAAUCACCAACAAUCCUGAGGGUCACCCAGAGGACAUCAGAAGUCGUAUCAAGAGCGGGAUGAAGGAUGUGUUUGGGGAAGUUGAACAAGUUCAACCAAUGCCUCGUCAAAAUCAUCAGCAGGGGCAAUACAAACAUGGGCAUUAUAAGUAUGGGCAGUACACCUUCAUUGUGAGAUUCAAAAUGGAAGAGGCCGUGCCUAAAGCCCUCAAUUUCCAUGUUGGAAUCCUGCCGGGGAAGAGCCUUGAAGUGUUCAUUUCUCCGGUUUACCGCUCCAAAUGGAUGGUCAAAAUGCGCCCUGAGAAUGGCAAUAUGGGAUUGUUUCACAAGCACCAGCGACAUACGCAACCGGGCGAUAGCCUGCCUUUCAUGGCUCACGGAAUGUAUGCAGGAGCUGGCUAUGAACCAAGUUUGAAUGAAACUCAUGGCCCAUACCAUCUUCAACCUGCUCAAAAUUUUGGACCGCAACAGACGCCGCAUUACUUGUCUCGAGGGCCACAAUGGCCGCCAUACUACAAUCAAGUAGACCAACUGCCUGGCUUUGUGCCUUUUGUUGCUCAGAUGCCAAUGAUACCAAAACAAUCAAACCCUCAAAAUCCACAGGACUUGCAGCCGCCUAAGCAGGAGCCCGCAAAGACUGAUUCGAAAAAAGAAGACGACGGUUUAGGUGCUGGUUAUGAACCAGCCAAGUCUUUGGAGUGCAAGGCCCAGUCCAAACCACCCUCUGAAGAGGCGCUGGAAGACGAGGAUCUAUCUGAGCAAGCCAGGGCUGUCACACCUUCAAGCCAACAAAGCCAGUCAUCUGGGCCCUCGAGUCAGAAGGUGAAGGUGUCUCUCCCGCCAGCCUCGCCAACGCAACUUGUUCAGGCAACUGUGAGCCAGGAUGACGUGCUCAAAGAAGAUCCCUCUACUCCACCGACAGCACAAGAGAUUUCAAGCCUGGGAAAGACUCAAAACGUUGUCUCUGCAAAGCCUGUUUCACUAAAAGACCAAAAGCAGAGAGAAGCUCCACGUAAAGUGCUCCUCGCAGCCACAAAGUCUCCCAAUACCGCAGCUGUGUCCAAAACUACAGUAGCCGGUUCAACGUCUCGGGCAGACGCCCUCUUCACGGAGGAAGAAAUCAAGUCGAGGAAACAGGCCUGGGAUAGGAUUCCUAUGCCCUUGAAUCCACGCGGGGCUAAGAGGACAACUCCUACGAAGUGCAAACCUGCCGAUAAUGGUAAAGAUGAAGUUGCAACCCGGGAGCCUGUGGCAUCUCGUACCAAUUGCGAGGCAUCUGGGCCAGCGAAGACCGCCCAUGAUACAGAUGACAUGAGCGUCAAGUCUGCGGGAUCCAAAACCAUGUCGGUUUCCAGCACGCCAACCAAGAGCCCGACAUCUUCGAAACCCACAAAGACGCCGUUUAACAGCGAGACAAAGGAAAGGUCUCACCCGAAACAGCGUAAUCAAACCACCGAGUCCUCUGGUAGUCCAGUUAAAACCAAUACGAGAAACAACAAAUAUCAAAGCCAGAAUCAUCAAGCAUAG